GCCGGGCGAGGGCUCAGAGGGGGAGGUGUACUGCCUGUGGCGAAGGCUCGGCUAGCUGGAGCUGGGGAGAGGCGGCGGGGCGGCGGUCCCCACAUCCUUUCCGCACCGACGCGUCUGGGCUCCGAGACCGAGAGAUUCGGUCAACGGCCGGAGACCAGGCCAGGCGUCCAAGCAAGGCAUCGGGCCUAAGACCCACGCUGGGUGAGGCUCCACGAGGAAUAGGCGAGCACCGCGGGCUACCACCGACGCAUUGUUUGAAAGAGGCGAAGCAUACGCCUCCCCAUCAUAACCCCACCAAAAUGGCUGCUUUGGGACACACAUUCCCCUUCUAUGCUGGCCCCAAGCCGACCUUCCCGAUGGAUACCACCUUGGCCGUCAUCAUCACCAUCUUUCUGACUGCACUGGUCACCUUCAUCGCCAUCCUGCCUGGCAUUCGGGGCAAAAUGAGGCUGUUCUGGCUGCUGCGGGUGGUGACCAGCUUAUUCAUCGGAGCUGUGAUCCUGGCUGUGAAUUUCAGUUCUGAGUGGUCCGUGGGCCAGGUGAGCACCAACACAUCAUACAAGGCCUUCAGUUCCCAGUGGAUCAGUGCAGUCCUUGGGCUGCAGGUUGGGCUGGGAGGAGUCAACAUCACACUCACAGGGACCCCAGUGCAGCAGCUGAAUGAGACCAUCAAUUACAAUGAGCAGUUCACCUGGCACCUGGGCGAGAACUAUGCCACGGAGUAUGCAAAAGCUCUGGAGAAGGGGCUGCCGGACCCCGUGCUCUACCUGGCCGAAAAGUUCACCCCAAACAGCCCGUGUGGCCUGCAUGGCCAGUACCGCCUGGCAGGACACUACACCUCAGCUGCACUGUGGGUGGCAUUCCUCUGCUGGCUGCUGGCCAAUGUGAUGCUGUCCAUGCCGGUGCUGGUCUACGGUGGCCACAUGCUUCUGGCCGCAGGCAUCUUCCAGCUGUUGGGGCUGCUCUUCUUCUCCCUGGCCACGUCACUCACCCCACCGUGCCCCCUGCACCUGGGCGCUGCUAUGCUGCACGCUCACUGUGGGCCUGCCUUCUGGAUCACAUUGACCACAGGACUGCUUUGUGUACUGCUGGGCCUGGCUGUGGUGGUGGCGCACAGGAUGCAGCCCCACAGGCUGAAGGCUUUCUUCAACCAGAGUAUGGGGGAAGGUGCCAUGCUGGAGUGGAAUCCUGAGGAAGGGGGACUCCUGAGCCCCCACUACCGGUCCAUGGCAGAGAGUCCUGAGCCCCAGGACAUUCCUCUGUCGGAGGAUUUCUCCAAGACUUGCUGCAAGGAAGAACACCUGAAGCUCAGGUAG
Messenger RNA from Manis javanica (Malayan pangolin), 1316 nucleotides. Lineage: Eukaryota; Metazoa; Chordata; Mammalia; Pholidota; Manidae. The record is from RefSeq and is a predicted model, not a curated record.